AUGGAGACGAUAUCGCUGUCGGAUAAGGUCGACGGGCAAGGCGCGUCUGCGACGGACGACGACGAUGGCGACGGCGACGGCGACGGCGACGGCGACGGCGACUCGCAGGCGACGUCGCAGCUGACGACGGAGAAGCAGCCGACGGAGGCGAGCGAUUUCGACGACAAGUCGGACGACGAAAUGGAGGCGAAGCCCGGAGGAGAGAGAGUGCUGAGCGCGGAGGAAGUGGAGCGCGUGCGAAUGAUGCUGACCAUCGUGGGCGACCGUGAGCGACGGGAGCUGGAGGCCAAGUACCCGGAGCUGAAGCAGCAGCCGCUAGCGCGCGACGCGAGCGGCAAGGAGGAGGGCGACGACGACGACGACUCGCCGCCGCGACUCAUCCUGGAGGCGACGCUGGGCGACAAUCCCUUCAUGCUCGACUUCGGCAUCCGCAGCUGCGCCUUCUCCUACAGCCACUUCGUCGGCAUGCGACGAAUCAAAGCCUUCUCCGAGCCCGACGCCUCCGCGCGCUCGUACAUCGCGUCCACGUCAGCAAAGAUUCGCGGCAACGCGGUGGCGAUUAAAGACAAGCUCGAGGAGAACUGGCCGAAGCUGCAGGCGUCGCUCGCAGCCGCCAUCGGCGAGUCACUGACUGCCACGUGGCAGUGGGUGAAGGAACACAAACCGACGGGGUUGCCGAUUCCGGGCGUGCCGAAACCAGAAGAGGGAGCUGCGGAAAAAGGGGAGGGGGAGGGGGAAGCAGGGAAGGAGAAUGGAGUAGUUGGGGGGGCGGUGGCCGAAGGAGGGGAAGCACCAACGGAGGGGAAGGUUGGUCAGACAGAAAGCGAGGACGCAUCGAGAGAGGGGGCGGAAGGGAGAAGCACAGAAGGCGUAGAGGAGGUUACGAUCGUUACAGAUGAAAGCGGGGAAGGGGAGACGAAAGCGGGAGAAGCGAAGCAAGGAGAAGGAGCGAGCGAAGAAAUUCGCGUAGAGGAGAGAAGGGAGGAAGUGUUGGACGAGCGGGAGAGGGCGAGGCGGGCCAAGGAGGAGGAGCGGCAGGUGAAGGAGGAGGCGGCGCGGAAGGAGGAGGAGGCGCGGCGGGAGUUAGAGGCGCUGGUGGCGCGCAUGGAGAAGUGGGAGAUCCUCUUCCGCAACCCCUCCCUCGCCAGCGCGCCCGCGCAGACCCUCCAGUUCGCCUGCAACGCCGCAGGUUUCACGCCCCCAACCUGGUCCCCCAACCCCACCCAUUCUCUAACCCCCAACCAUUCCCCCCACCCACAACCAUGUCCCCGUCCCCCAACCAUGCCCACCACCCCGUUUCUCCCCACCACUCCCGCCGUCCCCCCUCGCCUUCAGCGCAGCCUGGCCCUGCGCAGCCUGGCCCUCGUGCACCAGAAGCUCGCCACGUGGCAGCAGGUGGUUGUCUCCCCCGCUGUGCUGCUGGACGCCUCGCUGGCCGUGAUUGUAGCGAACGGAGGAACAGUGCCCGAGAACAAGGGCUACCAGCCGUCCUUCCCGUUAGAAGCACAGAAGAGCGACAGGGGAGGGGGGAAAGGGGACGAGAGCGCGGGGAAGGAGGGGCAAGAAGGGGAGGGGCAGGGGAGUGCGAUACGGUGGGGAUCAGCGGUGAUCAGAGGGCACUACCUGCCCAAGAGAAUAGGGGAGUCGCUGCUGCUGUCACCACAAAACUUCAUGGCGCUGGCGGUGACUCUGCCUGCUCGCCUGCGCACGUCCCCCUGGAGAUUGCUCUACUCCACUGCCAGGGAUGGCAUCAGUAUGGCAACACUGUUUCGGAAGAUCAAGGGCAAGGGCGCAUGUCUGCUGGUCGUGCGUGACUCAAAUAAAUACAUGUUUGGGUGUUUCACCAACGAGGAGUGGCGCCCCAUGGACCGCUACUACGGCAACGGGGAGUGCUUCGUCUUCCAGGUGCAGCCGGAGUGUGUGGCGUACAGGUGGGCGCGCACCAACAGCUACUUCAUGCUCUCCAGCAAUGCCAUGCUCGCCGUGGGGGGCGGCAACCACCACAGCCUGCUGCUCUACGCUGACCUCCUCACAGGCGCCAGUGCGCCGUGUGACACCUUUGGCAGCGCCAUCCUUGCCAGUUCGGAGGAGUUUGAGGUGGCACAGGUGGAGGUGUGGGGCUUUAAGUGA
Molecule: messenger RNA, 2130 nt
Organism: Closterium sp. Naga37s-1
Lineage: Eukaryota; Viridiplantae; Streptophyta; Zygnematophyceae; Desmidiales; Closteriaceae
Source: the annotation of a GenBank genome assembly